This is a messenger RNA of Pseudoliparis swirei, 483 nucleotides long. RefSeq names its product histone H4. The coding region runs from base 21 to 332 and encodes 103 amino acids. Gene Ontology annotation, molecular function: protein heterodimerization activity; DNA binding; structural constituent of chromatin. Gene Ontology annotation, biological process: nucleosome assembly. The record is from RefSeq and is a predicted model, not a curated record. NCBI's taxonomy places the organism in Eukaryota, Metazoa, Chordata, Actinopteri, Perciformes, Liparidae. The transcript has a single exon. Gene Ontology annotation, cellular component: nucleosome.
GAAAGACUUUGACACUGAAGAUGAGCGGAAGAGGCAAAGGAGGAAAAGGACUCGGUAAAGGAGGCGCUAAGCGUCACCGUAAAGUCCUCCGUGAUAACAUCCAGGGAAUCACCAAGCCCGCUAUCCGCCGUCUGGCUCGCCGCGGUGGAGUGAAGCGUAUCUCCGGUCUGAUCUACGAGGAGACCCGCGGAGUGCUGAAGGUGUUCCUGGAGAACGUGAUCCGUGAUGCCGUCACCUACACCGAGCACGCCAAGAGGAAGACGGUGACCGCCAUGGAUGUGGUGUAUGCUCUGAAGAGGCAGGGACGCACCCUCUACGGAUUCGGGGGUUGAACUCUGACUGGCAACCCAAAACCAAAGGUCCUUUUAAGGGCCACUCACAAUAUAUAAAGAGCUGACUUUCUACAUAGUGUUGAAGCUGUCUUUACAAAGUGUAUUCCAUUGCAAAAAUGUCCACUAUUUCAAAGUCCCUCUUUACUGAUAU